AGUCCGAGAUCGCAAUUAUUUCCCCGGUCCGCUAUCUUAAUCUCCAUAGGGUUUAUUCCAUUCUGCUCAGGUCACCCCGGACUGCUGCUGCCUGCACUUUCUUUUCCCACUGGAUCGGCUAAUAAUUCACGACGGAUCACGCGGGAAUCAUAAGACACUAACUGAAAUAAAAACGGCCACAACCACAACCAAUUUAGUUAUUAACUAACUUUUCUUUUGGAUUAGCCUACAAGCUAACUACUCGCCGAUUUUCUGUAUCUGCUGACAUGUCAAUGAAGGAAGCUAAGCCGAGGCUGACUGAGUCCCAGGCCUCAGAGCUGAUCAGCCGUCUCUUUGGGUUGACUGUCACAAAGAUCCACCCCCUGCCUAGCUACGACGACCAGAACUUCCACGUGGUGGUCAGUGAGGAAGGCCAGUAUGUGCUGAAGAUCAUGAACGCUGUGCUGAGCCAAAACCAGGAUCUGUAUGAGCUGCAGACCCAUGCCAUGGCCUUCCUGCACCAGCAUGGUCUGCCUGCUCAGACCGCCCUGCCCACCCUGACCGGAUCCCUGAUGAGUCUGGAGAAUAUUGACUGUGGAUUUGGCAGUCAGAAGUACUUGGUGCGAUUAUUGACCUACUUGCCUGGCACCACCAUCUCUAAGAUCCCCUGCUCCCCACAGAUGCUCUACCAGGUUGGAAGGAUGGCAGCUACAAUGGACACAAUACUGCAGAAGAUGGAGCAUCCAAAACUGUCGGCCCUGCAGCAGGAGAACUUCCUGUGGAACCUGGGUAAUGUGCAUCUGCUGGAGCCCUACCUGCCAACAGUGGAGGGAGAAAAUGUGAAGCAAAUUGUGAAGGAUGUGAUAAAGAUGUUCAAGACAGAAGUCCUGGUGAAUAUGAACUCCUUCCGCAAGUGUAUAAACCAUGGAGAUUUCAAUGAUCUCAAUAUACUAGUGGAGCCAGAAGGUCUGUCUGGCCACAGAAUCUCUGGGAUCCUGGACUUCGGGGACAUGAGCAGUGGCUACUACGUCUUUGAGCUGGCCAUUGCUAUCAUGUACAUGAUGAUCGAGAGCCAAACUCCACUGGAAAUGGGGGGGCCGAUGUUAGCGGGCUGGGAGAGCGUCUUCCCGCUGAACGAGGCUGAGCGGGACGCCCUCUACGUGCUCGUAUUGGCCCGGUUCUGCCAGUCUCUGGUACUGGCCCAGCAUUCCGUCACUCUGUACCCCGAAGAUGAGGAUUACCUGAUGAUCACUUCGCGCAAGGGGAAGGGUCAUCUACUCAGGCUCUGGAAGAUGGGCAAGGAGGCGGUGCUCACUAAGUGGUUUGAAGAUGCCAGAGAGUACACAGAUAAGAAGUGAGGGCAUCUCAUGUGCUUAUGUGUUAGCUUCAGUAUUCAUCUGGUAUCUGUCUAUAUCCAUGCAUGUAAAAGAGGAUUUUCUUUAAGACAGAAAUACUGACCUCAUCUGUCUUAUAUAAGGGUCAGAGGAUUUACAGGAAGUUCUGUAUUGCAUUGCUUAUUUGUGAUGGUUGCGGGAUUGUUAUCUGGUUUUGGGUAAGGAUGGGCUCAGGACAGAACACUUUCAACAGUUUACAGCCUCUUCUAGGCUAAAAUGAUAAACACCAUUUGGGUUGAUGUGACUAAUCAUGUCCUUCAUAUUAGCGUUAAUUCAUACAAUCAAAUUCAAUAAUUGCUUCAGGAAUUUUUUUUCAUGCAUAACAUUUGUUUUGGAACAGUUUUUUUGUGCUAUGGCAGUUUGACUGAAUUAUUCAUUAGGUAACUUGCAGAAGCAUGAUAGUAGGUACAGUAUAUCAUUAAUAACUAAACAUGUCAUAAAAAAUCAUAAUAUCAUAAAUAAUAAUAACUAGAAUGUAACAAAUGCUUAACAUAAUUAGGUUGAUUGGCUAGCUUACAACUGACAUAUAAUUCCAGCUUUAAAAUUAGGGCUGUCAGCAUGUUUUGUCCAGUUUGAUCAUCCUGGUGCUGCAGCUCCAGUCCUGGUUGAUGGUUAGAGGCGAAGUUUGGCAGAAAGAAGGCCAACAGGUGUCACCUGCCCUAUAGGUGUUACCUGCCCUAUGGGCACAUGUAUUGAUCCGUGAUUCUCAUAAGAUAAUGGAUUCUUUCCACCUAAUGAUUCCUUCUGUGUAGGAGCCAUCUGGCCUGUGGUUACAAUGUAAUGUAAUGACAUUUAUUUAGUCCUCUCUCUAUGCAACCAUGAUCCAUGUACAUUUACACUUUAACCUUGAAAGACUGUUCAAUUCUGCCUGAGAGGCCUGUAUGUGAUCAAGGCCUGUCAGUCUCGUUAUAGUACAUAAUAAAGAUUGUUGCCAUUAUCUUUACUAAA
This is a messenger RNA of Anguilla rostrata (American eel), 2321 nucleotides long. Its product is annotated as hydroxylysine kinase-like. Gene Ontology annotation, molecular function: amino acid kinase activity. The transcript is spliced from 5 exons. NCBI's taxonomy places the organism in Eukaryota, Metazoa, Chordata, Actinopteri, Anguilliformes, Anguillidae. The coding region runs from base 267 to 1337 and encodes 356 amino acids. The record is from RefSeq and is a predicted model, not a curated record.